Molecule: messenger RNA, 1377 nt
Organism: Penicillium malachiteum
Lineage: Eukaryota; Fungi; Ascomycota; Eurotiomycetes; Eurotiales; Aspergillaceae
Gene: erg13
Product: hydroxymethylglutaryl-CoA synthase
Exons: 3
Coding region: 1-1377 (458 amino acids)
Biological process (GO): ergosterol biosynthetic process; acetyl-CoA metabolic process
Molecular function (GO): hydroxymethylglutaryl-CoA synthase activity
Source: RefSeq, a predicted model, not a curated record
AUGGCCACUCGUCCCCAGAACAUUGGUAUCAAGGCCAUUGAGGUCUACUUCCCCUCUCAGUGCGUCGACCAGGUUGAUCUGGAGAAGCAUGACGGUGUUAGCGAGGGAAAGUACACCAUUGGUCUUGGCCAGAAGAAGAUGAGCUUCUGUGAUGACCGUGAGGACAUCUACUCCAUGUCCCUGACCACCCUCUCCUCCCUCAUGAACAAGUACAACAUCGACCCUAUGUCCAUUGGUCGUCUCGAGGUCGGCACUGAGACCCUCCUGGACAAGUCCAAGUCCGUCAAGUCCGUGUUGAUGCAGCUCUUUGCUCCUCACGGUAACACCAACAUUGAGGGUAUCGAUACUGUCAACGCCUGCUACGGUGGUACCAACGCCGUCUUCAACAGCAUCAACUGGCUCGAGUCCUCCGCCUGGGAUGGCCGUGACGCCAUUGUUGUCUGUGGUGAUAUUGCUCUGUACGCUGCUGGUGCUGCCCGCCCCACCGGUGGUGCUGGUUGUGUUGCCAUGCUCAUUGGUCCCGAUGCUCCUAUUGUCUUCGAGCCCGGUCUCCGUGCUUCUUACCUCACCCACGCCUACGACUUCUACAAGCCUGACCUCACCAGCGAGUACCCCGUUGUUGACGGUCACUUCUCCCUGAAGUGCUACACUGAGGCCGUUGAUGCCUGCUACAAGGCCUUCGAUGCCCGCGAGAAAGUUCUCAAGUCCAACCAGAAUGGCACCAACGGUGCCAUUGACGAGGCCCAGACUCCUCUGGACCGUUUCGACUACAUCCUCUUCCACGCUCCUACCUGCAAGCUGGUCCAGAAGUCUUUCGCCCGUAUGCUCUACAACGACUACCUUGUCAACCCCACCCACCCCGCUUUCGCUGAGGUCGCCCCUGAGCUCCGCGAUCUCGACUACGCCGCUUCUCUCUCCGACAAGGCCGUCGAGAAGACCUUCAUGGCUCUCACCAAGAAGCGUUUCGCUGAGCGUGUUCAGCCUGGUCUCAACGUUGCCGGUCUGUGCGGUAACAUGUACACUGCCACCGUCUACGCCGGUCUUGCCAGCUUGCUCAGCUAUGUUCCCUUCUCCCCCAGCGAGCCCAAGCGCAUUGGUCUCUUCAGCUACGGCAGUGGUCUCGCCUCUUCCCUGUUCAGCGCUAAGAUCGUCGGUGACGUCUCCAACAUCGUUGAGAAGCUGGAUCUCAAGAACCGUCUUGACUCCCGUAACGUCCUGGCUCCUGCUGCCUACGAUGAGAUGUGCAAGCUCCGUGAGCACGCUCACCUGAAGAAGAACUUCAAGCCUACUGGUAGCACCGAGACUCUUCAGUCCGGUACCUACUACCUUACUGAGGUGGAUGACAUGUUCCGCCGCAAGUACGAGAUCAAGGCUUAA